This is a messenger RNA of Penaeus indicus, 4081 nucleotides long. Its product is annotated as trypsin-3-like. The record is from RefSeq and is a predicted model, not a curated record. Gene Ontology annotation, molecular function: serine-type endopeptidase activity. NCBI's taxonomy places the organism in Eukaryota, Metazoa, Arthropoda, Malacostraca, Decapoda, Penaeidae. Gene Ontology annotation, biological process: proteolysis. The transcript has 8 exons. Bases 228 to 1373 code for a protein of 381 amino acids.
GUGACCUGGCCGACCUGCAGGGCGGCCUGUACUCCCAGUGGACGAAGUGGUCACGAUGUUCCCGGCGCUGCAGGCAGAGACGCCAGAGGUCGUGUCGGGUACCUGCCGUGUGUGGCACAGCGCUCCUCAAGGAGGAGAGGAGCUGCCGCGGCGGUAGGUGCUCGGGGCGCCGUCCCUUCCACAUCAUCAAGCCCGAGGAGUUCACGCGACAGCCUCCGCGAAAUGACAUGAGGGUCCUUCUCAACUUCAACUCUAUGUUCUACACGAAGUGGUCCCGCUGGUCCGCCUGCAGCAGGUCGUGCCUGACCAGGAGAUACAGAUCCUGCAAAUACCCUCUGUUCUGUGGCGGAAGCGUGGUUAACGAAGAAGCCUAUUGUUACGUGGAAGGUUCCCUCUGUGAGAAGUGGUACCGCAGGAGCCGCUACCAUCCUCGGAAACACCAGACGACCGAGAAUAACGACGAGGACGGUGAAAACACCCUAUCUACCUCGUCCUCGUCCCCCUCUUCGUCGACUUCUCGAUACUCCCCCUCGAGGUCCACCUCCUCCUCUCCCUACUCCUCGUCCUCGUCCUCGGCGUCGUCUGCACUGAGCAGGUGGACCGAGGAGAGGACGCUACCCCGUGAGUGCGGCGUAAGUAACGUGACGACGCCGGGGUGGAACUUGAGGAUCAUCGGAGGACGAGAGGCUCAGAGGGGCAAGUGGCCGUGGCAGGUCGUGAUCCUCAACCGAUAUCAGGAAGCCUUCUGCGGGGGGACGCUGGUCGGGUCGCGGUGGGUCCUGACGGCGGCUCACUGCGUCAGGAGGAAGCUCUUCGUCCGCCUCGGAGAACACGACCUGGCUCUGAGGGAGGGCGCUGAAGUGGAAUAUAAGGUUUCAAGGACCGUCAUACACCCGAAGUACGACUCGACGACCGUGGACAACGACGUGGCUCUCCUGCAGCUACCAGAAGCCGUGUCCAUGAACUCUCGCAUAGCCCCAGCCUGCCUUCCCGAACAAGGGGCCAACUUACCCGUAGGAGACAAGUGCACGAUCAUUGGCUGGGGGAAGGAGAGGAACACCCAUUUCUUCGGAACGGAUGUCCUACAUGAAGCUGAGGUUCCCAUCAUCGCCAGCAAAGCAUGUGAGACUGUAUAUGAGGACUACUACAUUACUUCCAACAUGUUCUGCGCAGGAUAUCUGAAGGGCAGAGUGGAUUCCUGCGCGGGAGACUCAGGAGGUCCUCUGCUGUGCCAGAGACAUGGCCGUUGGUACAUAUAUGGAAUAACUUCCUUUGGCGAGGGAUGUGGAAAGAAAGGCAAGUUUGGCAUCUACGCUCGAGUUUCGAAUUACCGCCAUUGGAUCCAGUCCGUUGUCGCCAGUCCCGACCUCUGAAGUGUACAUUAGAAGUUAGGGUUUUUAGUAAUUCAUUAUUCUGCUGAAAUCAUAUACCGUUUACUUCAGUGCAUUGCGUAUAUGAGUAUAUGUGGUGGAUGUAUAAACGUAAAGACACGAAAAGGCUUACAUCCCAACUAGCCAAGGCGGGAGGGUAUGUAUUGUACGGUAUAUGUAUUCGUAUAAUACAUCAUUGAUUUCACAAGAAAAGUAUAUAAUUUUUAUACACGUCGAACUUAAAUCUUGCAACUAGAACAUUCGAAAGAUAUAUGCCUGUUGCAAAUACAUCCGUAGUACGUAUAUUUGUGUAUACAAAAAUAUUUAACAGUGAUAUUGAUGUCACUUUAUGGUCAUAGGGAUCCAAAACUGUACUUUGAGGACUAUGUGAAAGAAAUAUUUUCUUAAACAAAUAUUGUAUAUAAUGUAUGAAGCAUUAAUACGCGGUCACAAGGUAGACCAUUGGUCAUUUAUGCUUGAUUAAAGAUAUAUAUAUUAUCAUUCCACAGACAACUCUGUUAUGUUGUCAGUUACAUGUAUAUAAUGCAGUAUAUAUCGUAUAUGAGAACUGGUUUGUGCUUGUUAAGUUUGGUGUUUAUGUUGAGGUUGUUUUCGGAAUGGGAUAGGGUCAGUGGGUAAAGUGUUCAGCUUUAAACUUCUUCGGUAGUCAAUACUUUGUCUAAGGGGAGUUUAGGCAACAGCACUGGUUUGAAUUGCCUGUCAUUCUCAGGGAGUAGAUUCCACUUCAUCCUUUAAUUUCUUACCUUCCUAUCUUUUGAUUAAUUAUUUUAACUUUUUUUCUAUGCUAUUAAUCAUGCUUCUGUUUGAUCAAAGAAUGGUAAGCAUAUUUUUUAGUACAUUGUUUAGAACAUGGAAAAGGAAAAUGUAAUUCAUUAGUUUUUUGCAUUAUGUGUGAUCUAAUGAUAACAAAAGACACUUCUGGCUUGCUUUGCAUGUUUUCUAAAAGACAGAUAUUGUUACCUUAUGUUUUCUUGAUUUGGUUUGGAUCACUGCUUGCUGCCACAGUAAGCUUGUUAUGAAGUGUAGCUUAUAUAUAACACAUUGUAGAUAUAGCAUUAUUAUGCCCUUAAAACAGUUAUAUUUUUGCAUUAUUUUGUGUAUAAUGUAUUUAUGUUUGUUAAUAGAGGUUUUGUUCCUAAUGUACUCCCAAUGCAGUAGCUUUCUUGUCCCUUGAACAUUUUAAUAAAUGACACACAUUUCCCUACAGUCAGUUUUUUUAAUAUACCACUAGUUUCAGGUACUUGAAAUGCAAUUGACUGUCAUACCCUAUAUCAACUUUAUCAAUUAAAAUUAAAGGUCUUUAUGUUAUAUAAAUGACCUGCAUAAAAGAACUACCGUAAUUUAGAUUAUAAAGCAGCCUAGAACUCGGUUGUUAAGGAUGAGACUUCUAACACAAUCACUAAUAUAUUUCCACCUAACCAUUAUCUUCUACAUUGUCACCAAUGACAGAAAAAAGGCCCUGCUUACUCAUAAAGAGUUGUUUCUGUUUUUUUUAAUUACAAGUUAUGUAUACUUAAAUGAUCAUCUCUAAUAUUAUAAUAUUGAUUCCAUGAAUCAUUCUACAUCCAAGUUCAUUUGUUACUGUUACUCCAUGUCUGUUUACAGUAACAAUAGCAUAAUGAUUGUCCAACUGGAGUAAUCCCUAACCUAAAAAAUUCUGAUAGAUGUCAGAAAGUAACUGAAGACAUAACAGAUAUUAUUAAUUCUGUCCCUGUGUUCAAUUUGUACUCGCACUGUUUAACCAAUGUGUGUCAUGUUAUGAGAUGAAAGGAAGCAUGAUUGCAAAUUGAUAAAAAAAAGUUUGUUUAUUACAUGACUGGAGUGAUAAAUAUCAUUAAAGAUGCUGUCAGUGAUUUAAGAUGCUGGUCGUUAUGGAAUAAAGGAAAAUAUAUACAUAUCAAAGUUAGUCUUAUUGGUGUAACUCCGUACAUAAAAAAAGUAAGUAAAAAACAACAAAAAAACUGAAAACUUUCAGCCAAAAUGCAUUUUUGUUUACAUUUACAUAUGCAAAGGCAGUAUAAUACAUGCACACUAUAUGACAGUUACAAAGGUCUAUAAAUGAAGAUCAAGUGGUUCAAAAAAAACAAAAAAACAAAUGAGGUAUCCACAACAGUGUCUGACAGCUGACAGUUAUUCAGAAGUCACAGAACACCUAGACUUCGUUUUUGUUUCUGCAUUACACAAUGAAGGGCAUCCCUGGCUUGUGCCAGUUAUGUGGGGCAAAUGGUCGUAAAUAUGUAAAUAUCAAUAUUGUAACUGAUUUUUGUACAAAAUGGACAUGUAUGUAUUCUCUUCGAGGUAAUUGGUAUACAUAGGUGUUCACUGAAUUAUUGAUUUUAUUAAUGGUUAAUUGACUGCCAGGCAGUAUAACACAAGUGAUAGUAAUCAGCUUGUGUUAUAAGGAUUAUUUGAACUUGUGACUUUAAUGGAUAAUUGAUUUCCUAACUGUGAUUGAGAAAUUUGCUGAAAUAAGCAACAUAUCUACUUAUUUUUAAGACGUUUUGUUUCCCAAUCUCGGAACAUUACAAGCCGAGGGUUGUUGCUGGCUAGGUUUAGAACAUAAAAUAAUGUUAUACUGAUUUUUCUAUUUCCAAAUGUUUACUUUGCUUAUUAGAAUAUAUCCCAAGAAUGAAUUAUAUUUAUUUGGUAUCAGUAUUUGUACUUUUUCAUAAUAAAGUAAUUGUAACCUU